CACAAAUUGAUCUAAUAAUUUUUAUUUUUUAAUAAACAAAUAUGGCUACCACCGUGUUGAUAUCACCGAAAACUUUAAGGACAAUCAAAAAUGGUAGAUGGAGUGGGACUGGAAUUAAAGGCUUCUUAGUUGGUGCCCUGAACAGUAAAGAUGCUACACCCAUUUCCGUUUCUGCAGUUUGGCAGAGUCAAAUAGUGGAUACAAAUGAGCCAAAGGAAGACAUAGAUAAGUGUCUUAGUCAUUUUCCUGCAGGCACAAAUGUGGUGGGAGUUGUAUUUUUACCCUCAGAGCACUCUGUCAAAGGGCUGGUUGAAAAUGACCAAGGUGAUAUUGAUCGAGAGUUUGAAGAAGUAUUUGGAAACUAUAGCUUUUGGCUGGAACAAAUGGGAAUGUCACAAAUUAUUGUUCUGGGAUUGUGGAGGAAAUCUUCAAAAGAAACAGAGUGGCAUUCACUUUGUUUCACAUUAAAUGAAGAUUCUGUCUUGAAAACUGAAAUAAACUGUGAUCAUAUGACAAAGCCCUUGUUAAAAAUGAGAUUAAAAGCAGAAAUUCCACUGCAUAUUUCUAUAGAGUCUCAAAGUGAAGACCAAAUGAAGUCUAUCCUGGAUCAUGAAUUGAUGAAACUUCAGAACCAUUCAUUGACUGGUGGAUUUGUGUUUGGCUUUGAUGAAAACAAAAUCAUCCUACAAAAACUAGGGAGAUUUGUGGGCAGCACAUCAGUAGGGUGGUCUACGUGUGGAGAUAUCAUUAAAUUUUUCAUUGAACAAGAUGGGAGUUUAAGCACUGGAGGUAGAAAGAAAAGUGGUGCCAGUCAACAGAUAAUAGUUCCUGUAUCUUUGUUGCAAUUAAUAACAGUAGAACCUCAGACACCAUUGCAAUAUGCUCCCAUAAUUAGACACCACACCGGUACAUUUAAAACUACACACCUUUCCCUGCCAAUAGAUAUACUAGUAGAAGUUGAGGAAACGCUGCCUGUUGCUAAACUCUCUAAUGUUUUAAGUAGAGCUGUGAGCCGGCAGAUAGCAGCUUUAUUUGAGUGUUUAUCUGUUUACACACAAGAUAACAGAAUGCAUACACCUGAAGUUUUCCACUUUAAGCCAUCCUGUCUUGAGACCCCAGUCACAGUUAUAUACCCCAAGGGAGCCACAGAAAAUGAACUUGAAAAAGAACGCCAAAUUCUGCAUGAACAUUUGUGCCUUCCUCUCAACCAGCCAUUAUUAAGAAAAGGUGCUGCAGGGUUCUUUCUUAGACAGACUGCCCCUGGGGGAUAUUUGUUAAAUCCUCAUUUAGGGCUUAAUGACCCUCCAGUAAAGUCAGCUACAGUCUCUGUUGUGGAUGGCUACUACAGCUACCACCACUACAUGCAGGACCACUUUGAUGACGACAAGUGGGGCUGCGCUUACAGAUCUCUACAGACAAUAUGUUCUUGGUUUAAAUACCAGGGCUACACAGAAAAAAAUAUACCCACACAUAAGGAAAUCCAACAGGCAUUAUUUGAAGUAGGCGACAAGGAGCAGAAAUUUGUAGGUAGCAGACAGUGGAUUGGGUCAUUUGAAGUCAGCUAUGUACUGGAUCACUUACUGGGAGUGACUAGUAAAUUCAUCAAUGUGAAUGCAGGUUCUGAGCUUUCCAGCACAGGCCAACAGUUGGCUAACCAUUUUAAAACACAAGGAACACCAGUGAUGAUAGGUGGUGGAGUACUUGCACAUACAAUACUUGGUGUUGCUUACGAUGAGAUGACAGGUGACAUUAGUUUUUUAAUUCUUGAUCCCCACUACACAGGUGGAGAAGAUAUAAAAAUCAUACAGGACAAGGGAUGGUGUGGUUGGAAAGAUAUGAACUUUUGGAAUCAAACAGCUCAUUACAAUUUAUGCUUACCACAACUCCCAGUUUUAAUAUGACAGAAACAAAAAUAAAGCAAGUCACCAGGUAUUGAUGCUAGUUGCUACUAGUGUUCAUCAGAAAAGGGGAUGAAAUUGAAAUAUACAGACUCUAACUUUUCUUGUUUUGGUAUUGGGGCUUUCCUUUUUUUAUUUAUUUUAAAAUUCAGACAUUUUAGUUCCACUAUACUUGUGGCGCAUUUACAGUUUUACCUUUGUCUCUGUUAAAAUUUUCACAAAAUGGCAUUCUGUUUUAUCAUAAGUAAUUACAAUUUAUAUAUCCCUUGAAGGGAAAAAUAAACCAUUUUUUUAAGAAAUAAGAAGCUGUAGGAGAAAAAACAUCACUAUGUGUGACAGCCUAUUGUAUGAACAUGAUAGUACAAUAGAACGAGCAUUUACUUGUACAUAAUAUUAACUGCAUUUGAACUAAGUGCAGGGUAUUUUAUUUGUCUUGAGUUCCAAAAUUGUUUUAGUGAAGAAAAAUGUAUGCAUUAUGAUUGGCCAUUUCUUAAUGUAAACAUGCAUCAAUGAAAUAAAUGCUAAAAA
Molecule: messenger RNA, 2426 nt
Organism: Physella acuta
Lineage: Eukaryota; Metazoa; Mollusca; Gastropoda; Physidae
Product: ufm1-specific protease 2
Biological process (GO): proteolysis
Cellular component (GO): endoplasmic reticulum; nucleus
Molecular function (GO): deUFMylase activity
Source: RefSeq, a predicted model, not a curated record